GUUGUGUUGUGUUAGAUAUUUGGGGUGAGUGAAGAAGCAGUUUCAAUUUCCAUUUCCCAUUUUCAAUUUCAAAUGCUUUCAUCCAUGCAACUUCUUUGCUUCUACCAGCCGCCACCAUCGUCACUGUUUGUUGUGCACAAAAAUGGAGACAUUUUCAAGGACAAGAGGUUCAUCACAAACCCUUCUUUUUCUUCCUCUUCUUGUUUUGGGAUUGUUCGUGCAUCAGUGAAGGAAGAUUCACAGUCACAGCAAUAUGAGGUAGAGCCAGAAAAAGCCAGAGAAGCACUCAAAAAGCUUGACGAACAAAUGCAAUCUCUCUCUAGUAAAAAACAACCCUCCAAUGCUUCAAAACUCAACAAGAUUUCAGAAAUGAAGCUUCCCACAGAGCAGCGCAUUGACAAAGACAAGCUAGAAAUUUCAGACUCAUUUCUUGGAAGUGUAGCUGGUGUUCUGAUUCUCUUCACUAUAUUCUAUAAUGUACUAUUUUAUACAGUAAUUAAGCCUUCCAUUGAUGGUUCAUGACAUGUCCAUGUAUGGCUGGUGCUGGUGUGUGUAUACAUAGAAAAAGUAGAAGAGAAAAGCAUAAACCUUUAUAUAUGUAUAUGUAUGUGAAGUGUAGAGUUGGACUGUAUCAGUCUUCUGAAGAUUAGAGAUUCAGAACUUGGAUAUCACUUUGGAAGAAAUCAUCACUAUUUCAUCUCACUUGGAGUUUUCUACAGCAUUUACACACCAUGUUCUAAGCCUCAAGUUAGAUAUUUAUCCUAUAUACUUAUUGGUAGUUAUCAA
Molecule: messenger RNA, 786 nt
Organism: Vigna angularis (adzuki bean)
Lineage: Eukaryota; Viridiplantae; Streptophyta; Magnoliopsida; Fabales; Fabaceae
Exons: 2
Coding region: 73-522 (149 amino acids)
Source: RefSeq, a predicted model, not a curated record